AUGUUUAAAUUACAAGUUGUGAUAAUCCCCCAGAGCGUCCUGGCAUCUUCGGAGCAGUUAGGAACUACCUCUUCAAUUGUUUCCUCCAACACAGAAAAUGGAGAGACUGGAAUUUUAGCAAAUUUUGAAGAACAACAAUCAGCUACGAACAAUGCAUUGAGAAGGUACACCCUAGGACCAGGCGACUUGGCCUUCAGCACCCCUAUGUUUAUGCCCAGGAUGCAACAGAUUAAUCCAAAUGGAAGUUUCAUGAUGCAACCGUCCUUUGUGUCUUCAUUUCAGCAACCGAAGUUCGGCAAUAAAAUCAAGAAGUUUUUGCACAUCACCUCUGCCAGCAACACCCUAGGCCAGGUGGCCCUAGAAAUUCAGCAAAGAUUUUCUAAACUUUAUCCUUAUGAAGGCCCUUUGCAGAUUGAAAGAAUCCAAAACAUUGAAGAGUGUGAUUUAGACCCUGAUUAUACAGUCUCGCUUAUAUUUGAUACAAGUAAUAUAUGUCGAGUGAUUGUAUCCAAUGAAUUCUUAGAUUCCGAUUCUGCCUAUAUCAAUAGUAAUGGCAAACGUCAUCUAACUGGUGAAUUGAACAAGGUUAUGAAAAAAGUUAGAAAAUCAGCUACUCCAAACGGGAAUUCAUCAUCAAUCUGGUCAUUUAAUGAAGAAAACCCAUCUCCCAACCAAAACACCCCUAAGUUGCAUUUGAACAAGCCAAUUGCAAUGAGAGAAAGUGAUAGCCAUAAUAUUUCUUUACCAAUACCAGACGUCGAUGACACAAUAAUUCACCCAACAAAGAGGAACAAUUUGAAAUUGGCAUCUCCAAUAAUAGCUCCUGGCUCUCCAACCAGAAUUACUUCUGGUAUGUUAGAUUCUCAAUCAAAACCUAAUUUGUCCAAGGUCGACUAUGAGGAAGAUAUUAACGGCUCUAUGUAUAUCGAUGAAUCUUCUAAGAAAGUGCCAUCAAAAGAGGAUGCUCAGAAGAAUAAGCAAUCCUCAGACGAACCCUUCUUAUCCAAUUUGAACCCAGAUUCUUCGCUUAUACAUGAAGCAGAUCUUUCUAGUUCCUCAGUUAAAAACACAAGAACUCCUGACCCUAAAAAUAAGAAGCAGAAACUAAAUCCACAAUCAAGUCCAUUGACCAAGACCAAGAACGCUUCACCUGACAAUGCAACCCGUAUAUUAGAAAAGUCAACUGAAAGCACUAAGUCAACCGAAAUUGAGAAGAUGGUUACUGCGAAUAAGAGAAAGCAACAGGAGACAAACGGAACCAUUAAGGAAAACACCGAACAGUUAACCAGUGAAAAAGAAAAGAAAGCGGAGAAGCUUGCUAAAGAAAGGGCAGAAAAGGCAGAACAAAUUUCAAGGGAGAAAGCAGAAAGAGCAGAACGUUUGGCCAAAGAGAAGGCUGCAAAGGCGGAGCGUGUGGCUAAAGAAAAGGCGGAAAAGGCAGCAAGGUUAGCAAAACAAAAAGCAGAGAAGGCGGCAAGACUGGCUAACGAGAAAGCAGAAAAAGCGGCCAAACAGCAAAGAUUAAAAGAAGAGAAAGAGAGAGCUGCUAAAGAGAAAGCAGAGAGGAUAGCCAAGGACAAGGCAGAGAAGGAAAGACUAGCUAAAGAGAAAGCUGAAAGAUCAGCGAAAGAAAAAGUAGAAAAAGAGAGACUAGCUGCAGAAAAGCUAGAGAAGGAAAAGAUGGAAAAGGAGAAGCUAGAGAAGGAGAAGCUAGAGAAGGAAAAGAUGGAAAAGGAAAAGAUGGAAAAGGAGAAGCUAGAGAAGGAAAAGAUGGAAAAGGAAAAGAUGGAAAAGGAAAAGAUGGAAAAGGAAAAGAUGGAAAAGGAAAAGAUGGAAAAGGAAAAGAUGGAAAAGGAAAAGAUGGAAAAGGAAAAGAUGGAAAAGGAAAAGCAGGAGAAGGAACGUUCAGCUAAAGCAAAAGCAGAAAGAAUCGCCAAGGAACUUGCUGCAAAGGAAAAGGCCGAAAGAUUAUUGAAAGAGAAAGCCGAUAAAAUUGCAAUGUCAGCAUCUCAGAAGGCCGCUCCAGUUGAGAAUAAGGACAUUACAGAGAAACAGAAAGUAGAUGAUCCUACGAAGGAUUUGGUUGAAUCGUCCAGCGAAGAAGAUGAAACGAUUGUUAACAAAACUAAUAAUUCCAACAAACCUGCUAAAAUUCAAAAAUUAAUUAUCAAUCUUCCAAAGAAUAUUGCUCCCCCGGGUACCACUCCUAAUAAAAUGGCAGAGGCCCAUAUUUUCGAUAAGUCUAAGGUGAUAGACGAUAUAGUAGGCAAGCAGUCUACCAAAGGCAAUGAGAAGGCGACACGACAUGUUGAAAUCAGUGGAGAAAUAGACACCUCCAAUAUAUUACCACAAAAAGUUAGAUCCACUAAAGCCAAUGUCACCACAAUAACCUCAUCCGAUUCAGAAAAUAACAAGAACUCUAAUACUAAUUCGGACUCUGAGUCAUCCAGCUCUUCAGAGUCUGAAUCUGAAGAGGAAACUUCAAAACCGAAAAUCGUUGCGGCGCCAAGAUCGGCUUCAUCUUCAUUUACAGCUAGCUCGAAGUCCAAACCAUUGGAAUCUUUGGCCAAACAGACUAUUUCUAGCUCAAAUUCAGCCAAUGCUUCAAAGUCCAUCACACCAUCCAAGCAAACAUCACCACCAUCUGUAAAUCCAAUUAAACCUGUUACUCCAUUAGGUUCUGCUAUUUCGAAACGGUCAUCUCUCCCAAGAUUGUCAAACUACAUUGAUAAAAAACUACCAGAGGUCAGAAUGCAAAAGAAGCAAGCGGUGAAGCCAAGUAUUGCAGAAUCUGGUUCCGAGACAGACCAAGACUCCGAGACCGAUAGCGAUUCCGAUAGCGAGAGCGGUAGUGAUAGUGAUUCUAACAGCGAUUCAGAUGACGAGUCAGAUUCACCUUCCGCUGGUAACUUCAUGGAUUCCAAGAAAGCGAAUAAGUUUGUUACAACUAAAAAACCAAAGAAAGCUAAAAAGAAUUCUGGUUUCAGUGCAUUGAUGAAGGACUCAAAAAGGUAA
Pichia kudriavzevii is the source of this 3015-nucleotide messenger RNA. RefSeq lists its product as uncharacterized. Gene Ontology annotation, biological process: rDNA heterochromatin formation; negative regulation of septation initiation signaling. NCBI's taxonomy places the organism in Eukaryota, Fungi, Ascomycota, Pichiomycetes, Pichiales, Pichiaceae. Gene Ontology annotation, molecular function: phosphatase activator activity; rDNA binding. The transcript has a single exon. The record is from RefSeq and is a predicted model, not a curated record. Bases 1 to 3015 code for a protein of 1004 amino acids. Gene Ontology annotation, cellular component: nucleolus.